Molecule: messenger RNA, 1737 nt
Organism: Pestalotiopsis fici W106-1
Lineage: Eukaryota; Fungi; Ascomycota; Sordariomycetes; Amphisphaeriales; Sporocadaceae
Exons: 2
Coding region: 1-1737 (578 amino acids)
Biological process (GO): regulation of transcription by RNA polymerase II
Cellular component (GO): nucleus
Molecular function (GO): RNA polymerase II cis-regulatory region sequence-specific DNA binding; DNA-binding transcription factor activity, RNA polymerase II-specific
Source: RefSeq, a predicted model, not a curated record
AUGCAGUUGACGUUCUGCGACGGCCUGCCCGUCGACCACGCUUCUCCAGACGCGACUAGCAACGACCCGGAACAGAUUUGCACGACACAAUCACCAAAGAUUACCAGAGACUAUCCCAAUCCAGACACGGGCUUUCCUCCCUCGCCUUCGUUGGACAUUGCUGAAACCGCCCAGCUGCCUUCCAAACAGUCCCUGCACUUUCCUCCAUCGGCCAUUACCACGGCCCCCCAAACACACACGCCACUAGUUAUCCAUCCAUCAAGCUCCCCGUACCAAGGCAUGCCCAUGUGGCCCACACCACCUCCGACUUCUGACGACGAGUUUGAUGAGUAUACCUAUCGCUCCUCGCCGACGAGUGCGAGCUUUGGGCUUCAUGCCACAGCUGCCUUGUCCCCUCCAUCUCUGGUCCAUAGUCCCAGGUCUUGGUCACCAGCUGGAUCACAACAGUUCCCGUACCAAGAGGCGGCCUGGAAGACCCCAGACUUCACUCCUCCAUACGGUCUUCACAUGGGCACACAACUGCAGAUGGAAGACGCGUUCAAUCAACCGCUUGUCGCUUCCCCGUUCGCAGAUGACAGCUACCUAAGCAGGACCAUGGAGCCAGAGCCCAUGACACCAAGUGUCCCAUCCAUGACACCGGACCCUGCCGACUCGGCCAUGUCGGAUCAUAGCCUGUCCCCUGGGCCAAAUGAUGACCUGGAUAAUAGCUACACUCACAAUGAUGAGGGUACACCACCACCCGGGUCCAACGGACAGGAAGAGGAUGCCGAUUUGGACGCAGACGAAGCCAAUAGGCCUGAUGAACCGUAUGCACAGCUCAUCUUCCGGGCUUUCAUGAGCCGCGAGGAUCACGCCAUGACGCUGCAGGAAAUAUAUCAGUGGUUCCGCGAGAACACUGAUAGGGCAGUACCAGAGCAUAAGGGUUGGCAGAAUAGCAUCCGGCACAAUUUGAGCAUGAAUGGGGCCUUUGUCAAGCGUGAUAGAAGGGAGACACCAGAUGGUCCAGUUACUGAUGCUGGAACCCCCAGGAGGUCAACGGAAUGGAUUUUGCAAGACUGGGCAGUGAGGGAUGGUGUCCAAAGCACUACUCGAUACCGUCCCAGGAACAAUCCUGGCCGCAGGUCCACGGGUGCGCAUCGCUCCAAUCGGGGUCAUCAUGUCUCAGCACGAGCAACCUCUGGGCGACGAGGUGGCAUAACAGCCAGCAGGACCAGGCUGGCAGCUAGCCGUCGCACGGCUCUCAGAGGCUACGGCGGUGGCGUCUUCGCCAGCCGCAUUCCUCGUAAUGACUUUCAGCGACAACAGAAUUUCUACGGCCGAGCCCCAAGCAUGGACUUUGGCCAGGCUGCCAGGAGUGACCCUGCGACACCACCAGAAGUGCCCGCAGGUGAGCUGUUGUUCACCAAUACAAUGCAAGGCCCUCCGCCAAUGGGUUCAGUCACCAGCCACGGAUACUUUUUCGGGCAUGGAGAGCCUCAGCAUCAGCAGAUUCACUCCCCAAUCCCUCAUUCCCAUACUGGAGUCAACCCGUACAGACUCGAGGAUGUCACGGGCGUGUACGAGGCACCGACUAUCCAGAAUGCAGGAGUUCAGGUCGAAGCAUCGCACAUGGGGCAACUCUCUGCAUCAUUCGGCAACCUCUUCACGGAGGACAUGGGGGAGAGCACACAGGGCUCGGCUAUGGGCGUCGGCAAUAUGAACUACGGCUGGGGUGAUGGCAGUCAGUUUCAGUCAUAG